ACUCUCGGUAUAAAGGCGGACUUCAAAUUAGCCCUAAAGUAUUUCACUCUGGCCUCUCAACAAGGCAACAUACUAGCCUUUUUCUACUUGGGAGAAAUGCAUGCGACUGGGGUCGGAGUUCUUCGAUCUUGUACCACGGCCACUGAGCUUUUCAAAAAUGUGGCCGAACGGGGUCGCUGGUCCAGAUGGUUCAUGUCGGCGUAUGCAGCCUAUCAUGCUCAACGCUAUGACGAGGCUUUCAUCACAUAUCAAUUGUUGGCUGAACUCGGGUAUGAAGUGGCUCAGAGCAAUGUUGCCUAUAUGCUGGAAGAAGGAAAGGUCACAGUGGUGGAUAAGUCGGAAUUUCAUGUGCGCGCUCUUACGCACUGGCAACGAUCAGCCACACAAGAAUUCUUAUCGGCUGGCGGUGAACAACACAUUCAGAUUGAUGAGAUCAAUUAG
This is a messenger RNA of Echinostoma caproni, 441 nucleotides long. The record is from the annotation of a GenBank genome assembly. Lineage: Eukaryota; Metazoa; Platyhelminthes; Trematoda; Plagiorchiida; Echinostomatidae.